UGAUUACGCAAAAUCAAUUUUUUCAAAGCUGUGUUUUUGCAUAGUAAGUGUAUACUCGUCAUGCGCAAAGAUCGGGUUGCAGCAUUGGCAACCAAUGGCAACAUAACCUCCUAAUUAGGAGGAAAGCACUGCGGCGUGUCAAAACACGUACAUCUUGCAUUCAUGCAAAUACACGCGCGAUUCGAACUGUGACGACCCAACGUCUAACAUAUGUGAAAAAUGACCGCUGAGGAAGUAAAAGUGCAAAGUUUGUCGCUUAAUGGUGCUACCAAUGAGGAAGACGUCGUAACACCUUGGAGCGUGGAGAGUAAAAAUGAUACUGGAGUAGAUUAUGAGAAACUUAUCCAGAGAUUUGGAAGCUCUAAGAUCGAUGACGAACUUCUGUUACGUUUUGAAAAAAUCACUAGUAAAAAGCCCCACCAGUUCUUGCGUAGAGGAAUAUUUUUCUCUCAUCGGGACAUGCAUACAGUAUUAAAUUUAUAUGAGCAGGGAAAACCGUUCUACCUUUAUACAGGUAGAGGUCCCAGUUCAGAAUCUAUGCAUAUGGGUCAUCUUGUUCCAUUUCUGUUUUGCAAAUGGUUACAAGAUGUCUUUAAUGUACCUUUGGUAAUUCAAUUGACUGAUGAUGAAAAAGCAAUCUGGAAGAAUCUGAAACUUGAAGAUGCGAUAAAGAUGUCUUAUAAUAAUGCCAAGGACAUAAUAGCAUGCGGAUUUAAUUUGGAUAAAACUUUCAUAUUCUCUGAUUUGGAACAUAUUGGAAACAAUCCAGCUUUUUAUCAAAAUAUGAUUAGAAUACAGAGAUCCGUAACCUUUAAUCAAGUGAAAGGUAUUUUUGGAUUUGGAGACAGUGAUCCUGUGGGAAAAAUCAGUUUUCCACCAACACAAGCAGCUCCAGCAUUUUCCAGCAGCUUCCCAUUUAUUUUUAAAAAUGCAAAGGUUCAAUGUCUAAUUCCGUGUGCAAUAGAUCAAGAUCCAUAUUUCAGAAUGUCUAGAGAUGUUGCCCCAAAACUUGGAUUUCCCAAGCCUGCGCUGUUACACUCUAGCUUCUUUCCUGCACUGCAGGGAUCAAAGACUAAAAUGUCUGCAAGUGAUAGUAAUACAGCAAUAUUCCUAACUGAUACUGCCAAGCAAAUAAAAAAUAAAGUAAAUAAACAUGCAUUCUCUGGUGGCCAAGCUACUGUUGAAGAACACAGACAGUUAGGUGGCAAUUGUGACAUUGAUAUAUCUUAUCAAUGGCUUAGGUUCUUCUUAGAAGAUGAUGAAAAACUAGAACAAAUCAGAAAAGGAUACUCUAGUGGAGAGAUACUAACUGGAGAGCUCAAAAAACAUUUAAUCGACAUUCUCCAACCUAUGGUAUUAGCUCAUCAAGAACGAAGAAGCAAAAUUACUGAUGACAUAGUGAAGCAAUUUAUGGUACCAAGAGAUCUCGGCUUCCGAACGAAUAAGUAAUAGAUUUGGUCAAUGCUUCGCCGCACGAGUUUUGUACAGCCUGUUUCAUAAAAAAGUACUAUUUUAAAAAUAGUAAUUUAUUGACUUUUCUUUAUUGUAUUUCUGCCGAAAUAAAUAUGCCUUAGCUAUCAACAUA
This is a messenger RNA of Cephus cinctus (wheat stem sawfly), 1585 nucleotides long. It is a transcript of the gene TrpRS, whose product is annotated as tryptophan--tRNA ligase, cytoplasmic. The record is from RefSeq and is a predicted model, not a curated record. Lineage: Eukaryota; Metazoa; Arthropoda; Insecta; Hymenoptera; Cephidae. Gene Ontology annotation, cellular component: cytoplasm. The coding region runs from base 220 to 1449 and encodes 409 amino acids. Gene Ontology annotation, molecular function: ATP binding; tryptophan-tRNA ligase activity. Gene Ontology annotation, biological process: tryptophanyl-tRNA aminoacylation. The transcript is spliced from 3 exons.